Mesoplodon densirostris (Blainville's beaked whale) is the source of this 624-nucleotide messenger RNA. It is a transcript of the gene MRAP2, whose product is annotated as melanocortin 2 receptor accessory protein 2. The transcript has 3 exons. The coding region runs from base 4 to 624 and encodes 206 amino acids. Gene Ontology annotation, molecular function: type 4 melanocortin receptor binding; type 5 melanocortin receptor binding; signaling receptor regulator activity. Gene Ontology annotation, biological process: regulation of adenylate cyclase-activating G protein-coupled receptor signaling pathway; protein localization to plasma membrane. Gene Ontology annotation, cellular component: plasma membrane; endoplasmic reticulum. NCBI's taxonomy places the organism in Eukaryota, Metazoa, Chordata, Mammalia, Artiodactyla, Ziphiidae. The record is from RefSeq and is a predicted model, not a curated record.
GAGAUGUCUGCCCAGAGGUUAGUUUCUAACAGGACGUCCCAUCAAUCUGCAUCUAAUUCUGAUUACACCUGGGAAUACGAGUAUUAUGAGAUUGGACCAGUUUCCUUUGAAGGACUGAAGGCUCACAAAUAUUCCAUUGUGAUUGGAUUUUGGGUUGGUCUCGCGGUCUUUGUGAUUUUCAUGUUUUUCGUGCUGACUCUGCUGACCAAGACAGGAGCCCCACACCAAGACAAUGCAGAGUCUUCAGAGAAGAGAUUCAGAAUGAACAGCUUUGUGUCAGACUUUGGAAGGCCACUGGAACCAGAUAAGGUCUUUUCUCGACAGGGCAAUGAGGAAUCCGGGUCCCUCUUUCACUGCUACAUCAAUGAAGUGGACCACUUGGACAAGGCCAAAGGUGGUCUCCAGACCACAGCCCUCGACAGUGAAUUUCAACUCCAGGAAGCCAUCAGACGCAGUGGGCGGCCAGAGGAGGAGCUGAACAGGCUCAUGAAAUUUGACAUCCCCAACUUCAUCCACACGGACCAGAACUCCUCCUUUGGGGAAGAUGAUCUCCUGAUUUCAGAACCACCUAUUGUUCUAGAAAAUAAGCCAGUUGCCCAGACCUCACACAAAGACUUGGAUUGA